This is a messenger RNA of Aureobasidium musti, 1767 nucleotides long. The record is from the annotation of a GenBank genome assembly. NCBI's taxonomy places the organism in Eukaryota, Fungi, Ascomycota, Dothideomycetes, Dothideales, Saccotheciaceae.
AUGCCGCCAAAACGCGCCGCAAAGACGGCAGCCAAAGCCGCGCCUGCCAAAACUCCAGCAACCAGAGCCACUCGAUCGCGUGCGCCAAAGACGACUCCACCGCAGGAAGAAGAGCCAGAAGUUAGCAGUGUUGCGCGCAGCACUAGGUCGCGCAAAUCUACAGUCACUGAGCAAGAUGCAUCUGCACAAGAGGAGGAAGAGGAAAUUGCGACACGCGAUGCGAUUCCUCAACCUCGCACGAAACAGCGCCCCUUAACGCGUGGCCGUCCCCCAAGAACAGUCAAGAAGCCAGCGCCUAGUCAGGCGAACAAGGAUGUAAUGGAUAAGCUGAAAGCGCGUAUGGAAGAGGAACGCAGAGCCACAAAAGCUGGAAUUGUCCUUCAAUCUGCACCCGAAUCUCAAUCGCGACAGGCAGAACGCGCAAUCCGAGAAGCUACAAAUAACGAUGGAGAUGCUGCUUUGGUACCUGCUCGUGCUGCUCCACGAUCGCCUUCACCAGCCAGGCAGACUGCAGUACCCGGAACCGCAGUCAAGGCACCUGCUAGUGUCGUGCGUCCACAAUCCGCUGUCAAGAUGCAAAGUACCCCUGGAGCAGAAUCAUCCGUUCUGGCUUUGCAGAACUUCAGACGACGCGCCCGUCAGCCUAGCUUGCUCCAGAUGGUGCAGAAUCCUGAACUUGUUGGUACACCGAUCGACGACACGACAGACUUUACUCUUGGUAGCCUGGGCGAUGAGGAUGACUUUGCGCCACAUGACGAGAGCACGCCUCUGCAGGUCUCUAAGGGCAGACAAAUCGAAAUUGAGCAAGAGCCAGAAGAAGAUGAGGUCGAAGAGGAGGUCGCGCAAGAGCAGGAGAAGGAACAGACACCAGAACCAGCAUUGCAGAACUCGGACGAUGAAUUUUAUGGCGCAACACCGCAAAAGUCGACACAACGGCAGACUCGCAAGCGCAAAUCAGAUGCCAUCGAGGAGUCCGAAGUUCAAAUCGUCCGUUCGUCGCCUUCGCUACCAUCACCUUCGAGGUCCCUUGCCGACCGAGAAGAAUACGAAACUGUUCCCGCAACAGCACCUGAAGACGACGACGACGAACCAGCAACUACCGAGUCGCAACAACGCAGACUAUUCAGCGACACGUACGCAGAACCUAUGAGCAGCUCACCACCACCUCAUCCCAUUAGUCCCUCCUCUCCCGACCAGCAUCGUCGAACACCUGCCCUUUCUCCUUCAGCCAUCCGUAAAUCUGCUCGAUCCGGUGGACAGCAGACCAAUAAGGUCAAACCGUUGACAACAGCGACAUUGCGAGCCAUGUUGCCCAAGCGUCGCUCUCAGCGUAAGNGACGAAUUCGAUUUCAGUUCUUCAUCAGCCCUGGAAGCGUCGUCUUCAGCAUUCGAAGACGAGAAGCGCAAGAAAGCAAGGACGAAAAAGUCUGUUGCGACCAAGAAACCUGCACCUGUCAAAUCGAAGAAGACGACUGCAACAGCGACAAAAAGACAUCACGAACCUACGCCCGCAACAAUAAAGAGAACAAUCCUAUCGUUAAUCUCUCUUCUGGCUCUUCGAGUCUGUCCGAACUCAAUAGCGAUGAGAUCGAGGCAGAUGAGACUGCAGACACGAGCAUCGAUACCAUCAAAGGUUCCAAAUCUGACGAGAAGAUAUCUGACGAGUUGAGGAAAGCGAGAGAGAAGUUUGCAGAGAUUGACAAUUGGGAUAUGGAGUUCGAGAGUGCGAGUCUAGGGGCUGGUGGGGCGAGUAGUCCAUGGCGGUAA